AUGUCGACGCUCACUCGCACACUCAGUCGCAUCUUGUACGUCUUCCGGAGUGGAGUGUGUCGUGCGUAGCCCGCUCCACUCGAGCCGUUAUGUGUCGUACUCCGAAACAAGUUUGACGGGAAAUUCGUUAAGUUUUCUGAAAGCUUUCGAACUGGAAGAGCGAUGUGCGCGUCAAAAGUUUUUCAAUACGUGAUGAUUUAGUUUGAGUGACAGUUAAAGUGAGUUUGUCGAUAUGUUUUCGAUUGGAUUAUGGAGUGUUCUAUGUAUGAUGUGGUGCUGGACAUGUCAGGGUGCCGCUGCGGCGUCACUGACAAGUAGAGUGGCGGAGGCGCCACAGGAGUGUGAAUGGCAGCGGGUUUCUGGCGAUGCAAGCGAGAGUACCAGAGUGCAGCUCGCGUGCUCCUUGAGGACCGCAGCCGGAGCGACUGAGCUACUGACCGGUCUGAGUGCUUCACAGGCUCAACGCAUCACAGUUCUAGACCUUCAUUGUACCGAUGUUCUCUUUUUUGAGAGUUCACUUGAUUUUGGUCGAAGAAAAGAAGAGGGAACUCAAUUGCUGUCCCGGUUUCACAACUUGAGAGAAUUAAGAAUAGAAUCCUGUAAAAUACGCUAUGUGCCGUCAGCGGUGCUAUCACCGCUUAGUGGCCUACGUAGUUUGACUAUUCGGACUCAUAAUUCUGAUUGGUCAGCGAUGUCGAUGGAAUUCCACAGAGAUACUUUUCGAGGGCUGACGGAUUUGAGAUCACUUGAUUUAGGCGAUAACAACAUAUGGAUUUUGCCGUCGGAAAUAUUUUGUGUUCUGUACAAUUUGAAAGAACUAAAUGUUACCCAGAAUAGAUUGCAAGAUAUAUCAAACUUAGGCUUUUCUGACUGGGGUAAUGGACCAACGGCACCUGGUAAAUCGUGUAACACAGUUCUUGAGACCUUGGAUAUGUCGUACAAUGAAAUUAGCGGCCUACCUGAUAACGGUUUGUCAAGUUUACGCGCACUUCAAAAAUUGUUUCUGCAAAACAAUAGGAUUUCAAACGUCGCUGACCGAGCUUUCGUAGGUUUAAGUGACUUACAAAUACUGAAUUUAUCAACAAAUGCUCUAACUGCCUUGCCUCCGGAGAUGUUUCAAUCUUCAAGAGAUAUAAAACAAAUUUACUUAAACAACAACAGCUUAAGCGUAUUGGCGCCUGGACUUCUAGAAGGAUUAGACCAAUUGCAGAUAUUAGAUUUAUCAGUCAAUGAAUUGACUAGUGAAUGGAUAAACAGAGAUACAUUCUCUGGAUUGGUUCGGUUGAUUGUUCUGAAUCUAUCUCACAACAGAAUUACGAAAAUUGAUGCUCUAUUAUUUCAAGAUCUUAACAACCUACAAUUUCUGAGUUUGGAAUAUAAUAACGUAGGUCGUAUCGCAGAAGGUGCAUUUUCGAACUUGAAGAAUCUUCAUUCCCUUUCACUGGCUCACAAUAACAUCAUAGAAGUGGAUAGCGGUCAUUUCUCAAAUCUAUACGUAUUAAAUCAGCUGUUUCUUGACGGCAACAGAAUUACUAAGGUCGACAUAAGGUCUUUUGAAAAUAUUACAAAACUCCACGACUUGGGUUUGAGUGGAAAUCAACUAACCGACGUACCUGAAGCGAUCAAGACUUUAAGGUUCUUAACAUCCUUGGAUUUAGGAAUGAAUAAAAUAACAAAAGUGAUAACUUCGCACUUUGACGGCCUUGAUGAUUUGUAUGGUUUAAGACUUGUAGGAAAUAAAAUCGAGAAAAUUUCUAAGGAUACAUUUGCGGCUUUACCGUCUCUGCAAAUAUUGAACUUGGCUUCGAAUAACAUCGAUCAAAUAGACGACGGGGCUUUUGCGUCGAACCAGCAGUUGAAAGCGAUUGGAUUAGAUGGUAACAAAUUGGUAGACUUAAAAGGGAUUUUUACUAAAACUCAGCCGCUUGUCUGGUUAAAUGUAUCCAACAAUGAAUUACUUUGGUUUGAUUACAGUCAUAUACCAUCCAAUCUAGAAUGGUUAGAUAUGCACGAAAAUAAAAUUGACAAGUUAGAUGAUACGUAUGGAUUGAAGGAGACAACCAUGGUGAAGAUGCUCGAUGUUAGUAAUAACAAAAUCAAGAGCGUAGAUGAGCUUUCCUUUCCAAGCAGUAUUGAGACUGUAGUUUUAAACAAUAAUAAUAUUGAAAAAGUUAGUCCCGGUACAUUCUUGCAAAAAUACAAUUUGAAUAAGGUUAUGUUGUAUUCGAACAAAAUAAAAACAUUAGAGCUCGGUGCAUUCGCGAUAUCAUCUGUUCCAGACGAUAAAGAUUUACCAGAGUUCUAUAUCAGUGAAAAUCCUUUUGUGUGCGACUGCACAAUGGAAUGGCUCCAAACAAUUAAUCAAGUAAGCGACCUCAGGCAGCGCCCAAGAGUAAUGGAUUUAGAAAGCGUGAGGUGCUCUUUAACCCAUUCACGGAGGAAAUCGGAGACGCUCUUGCUCGAAGUGAAGUCUUCAGAAUUUUUGUGCGAAUAUGAAUCGCACUGCUUCACAGUCUGUCAUUGCUGUGACUUUGACGCCUGCGAUUGUAAGAUGACCUGUCCAGAUAGGUGUUCGUGCUAUCACGAUCAGACUUGGACCACCACUAACGUAGUCGAUUGUUCGAAUGCCGGCUACGAUCACGUGCCCGACAGAAUACCGAUGGACGCGACCGAAAUAUAUUUAGAUGGUAACAGUUUGAAAGAGCUCGGAAAUCACGUUUUCAUUGGCAAAAAGAAACUACAAGUUUUAUAUCUCAACAACAGUAAUAUUGAUAUAAUACAAAAUAGAACAUUUAACGGAAUCGACUCUUUGAGAGUGCUCCAUUUAGAAAACAAUAACUUGGAAGUAUUGAGGAACACGCAAUUCACGAGGCUACCUCAUUUGAACGAGCUCUACUUGAGCAGCAAUAAGAUCAAAUUUAUCGAGAAUGAUACUUUUAAUUAUCUGCCUUCUUUAGAGUUCUUGGACCUCGAUAAUAAUGGUUACGUUGAUUACAUGCCGUGGCGAGUCAUUUCCGACAGCGAUCCGCGCAUGCGUGUCUCUGUAGAUGGAAACAACUGGAUAUGUGACUGUAAAGAUGUGGCUCAAUUGAAUCAGUGGCUAAUAAAAAAAUCAAAAGACACCGAGAACAUGAUGUGCUACUUUGCUCACGGUCAGCCCAUGAAUAAAACCAUCGCGACCGUUGCUAAGGAAUGUAAAACAGAAACGACUACCGAAGAAACUGGUACCGAGACGUUAAAACGAUUAUUCAUCGAAUCGAAUGACGGCGUCGAAAAUUAUAUUCCAUAUAUUGCAGCCGUGUUGAUAAUAGCAAUCAUUCUAUUACUGAUGUGCGCUCUUCUUUUCAUGUUCAGAGAAGAUUUUAAACUAUGGAUGCACUCUAGAUAUGGUAUUAGAAUAUUCAGUUCCUCCCCCCGGGACCUUAACGACAGCAAAAACAAACGGUUUGAUGCAUUUUUUGUGUAUAAUCCACGCGACGAAGACUUUGUGACUCGGGCGGUGAGUUCGGAAUUAGAAAAUAUGGGACACACUUUGUGCUUACAACACCGGGACCUGCAGCUUAUAGAGAGACGUUCGGGUGAUAGUUUAGUGAGUGCCGCGGAAAGUUCUAAGAGACUGAUAAUAGUUUUAUCGAUAAACUUUUUACAACAAGAGUGGUACGCGCCUGAAUCUAAAGCGGCGGUGCAAAGUGCUAUAAAUUCAGUGAAUGUGAGACACAGACGACAAAAGAUAAUUUUUCUAGUAACAACAGAUUUAAGUGCCAUAAACAUAGAUCCUGACUUGAAAGUGCUUCUUAAAACGUGUACAGUGAUCGUGUGGGGUGAGAGAAAUUGUUGGGAAAAACUAAAUUUUCGGUUACCCGAUGUGGACGUAACGUUACCGAAUCGGACGCUUCAUAACGCUAAUAAUAUUAUAAAAAGUGGUAACAGAGAAGGAUUCGGUAGGCACGGUAAUUUAAGGUACACCGCGCCACCGACUUCUCAUGAUCCUUGGUACAAAUAUGGUAUGGCUCCUCCAAUACUAAUGAUGUCUAGUCCGUUGCAUUCGACCAGCGCCAGCGCGGAAGUCUCUGCUCGGAGCACGGAGGACGAGACGUGUUCGGUCGCUAGCAGUGAAGGUCGACCUGACGACCGUCUGCCUCACCACCAUAGCUACGUCUCUAUAGACAACCAUCAGUGCGAGGAACGCCCUCUUAGGCCCGGCCAGCAAAUACCAAUGUCCAGUACAGCUCAUACAAGAAAGACAUAUUUCGUUUAAAAAUUGUGAUUUAUUAUUAGGCGUGUACAGUAUUUUAGGUUGUAAACUGUUGUAAUUAUAGAUAUUUAACGUUAGGAGAACGCUUUACGGCCGAGAUAUUAAUUAACACUGUAUUGGUGCUUUAUUGAUUAAGUUUGGACUGAGACUUAUCUAUUUGCCAACGUUAGAUAGUAAAGAAACGAAAUGUUUAUUUUUUUCUAAAUGAGACAUUAAAUAUAUCUUUCGUCUCACACUGUUUUUUACUUAAGUACCUCGUGUGUUUUCUUUUUAAAUUUUUAAUUAGCAAUCAUGAAGUCACAUUCCUGUUUGUAUAAAAUAUGCUAUAGCAUAAUUAUAAUUGUCAUUUGUUUCAUGUUCCUCAUUGUUUUAAGUCAUUCAUGUGCAUGUCUUCGUGAUAGCGAUAGGUACUUAUAUUGAAUUUGUUAUGCAAAAUGUCAUGUGUAGAUUUUGUAAAUAUAAUAGUAUUAUUACAGUGAAAGGUUGUUGAAGAACUGAAAUGUACCCUAGUCAAUUGUAAAUAGCUUAUGUAAGUAGUUUAGUUAAUAUCGAGUACAUAAUAUUAUUGUGAUGUAAUGAUUAAUUAGAGUAUGAGAAUUUUCGUAUUUAUUACGCUUCCAAAUACAGAGUAUGAAUAAAAUAAUAUUUUAUCUACCAAA
Messenger RNA from Bombyx mori (domestic silkworm), 4914 nucleotides. Its product is annotated as toll-like receptor 6. Gene Ontology annotation, molecular function: protein binding. NCBI's taxonomy places the organism in Eukaryota, Metazoa, Arthropoda, Insecta, Lepidoptera, Bombycidae. The transcript has a single exon. The coding region runs from base 233 to 4258 and encodes 1341 amino acids. Gene Ontology annotation, cellular component: extracellular matrix. The record is from RefSeq and is a predicted model, not a curated record. Gene Ontology annotation, biological process: signal transduction.